UCCUGAUAUAAGAGAGUCAUACACCUUUGUAAUAAUGAUGAAAGUUAAGUAUGCCAUUGUAUCAUAUAUGUAAGACCUACAAUCUGAGAGAUCUCAUACAGUAUCUGGAAAAGAAAACACACCAUUUUGGAAGAAAGCAGUCAUGAUGCAAUAUGCUCAUCAUCCAAUAUGUCACGAGCACCCCGAUGACACAAAAUAUGUGUCAUCGUGUUGAAGGGGCUGAUUGCCUCACCUCCCUCCUUCCCUUACAAAUUGCUGCCACUACUGGCCACGCCACCUUAUUUGGAUUUAUCUAUUUAACCAAAACUGACCUAACUUUACCUUUAACGUAACCGAAUCUAACCUAACCUAGCUAGCGUAAAAUAGUUGAUGCGACACACUGAUACGUUUUCCUCAGAACAAGUUAACUUUAUCUAACACAUUCAAACUUAUCUAACCAAAGGAAACUAGACUAACCUGGCUAGCAAUGCUGAGGAAUUAAUAUGAAGUUGUUACCUUAUUUCUCUUCAUAAAAUCUGGCGAUACAAUGGAUAUAAUCAAGGCAACACCCUGCCCAGGCAUACAUCUUCUAUAGACUGAUCAAAUAGAGUUGCUUCUCUCUACAAACUGCUCUGAUUGGCUAGAUGUAUCCUGUAUUAUUUUUAUUGGUCUGUGGCAGCUUGCUCAGACAAAAGAACCAGUCACUGUCAUUCAUUUCACGCGUGUGCAAAUAAUGUGACAACAUGCACACAAGAAUGAACACACAUAACAGCAUUCCUCAGUGCUCAGCAGUCCAUCACACAGGUGGAGCACAGUAAUGGUAGCAUGAGUGAUGAAGGGAAGAAGAAGUGGCGCACAAAGAGAAUUAUUGAGCAUGCCAAUCCUCUCUUUGAGUGCUGGCUAGGAGAAUGGCAGCAGGAAGCAGAAAAGAGAGGCUCCAAUAUGAAGUACAACUUUCAGAGGGCUCGCAAGUCUUUGUCAUUGUACCCCCUACCACUGUACACUGGCCAAGACUGCAAGCUGCUUGCCCAUUUUGGCAAUAAGAUCUGUCAGAUGCUGGACAGGCGUCUGGCACAGCAUGAGGAGGAGUUUGGACCAACAGACUGGACUCAGGUCCAUAAGAUAAAGGAAAUACAAAAAAAGAGGCAGAGGAAAAAAACAGUUGGUCCAGCAAUUGAUGCCAUUCCCACAUCACAGUCACCACUUGGAAAUGAGGAAAGUCCGAGAAAGAAGAGGAGCAGAACUAAGAACUGUUACAUUCCUGUGCUACGAUCUGGUGCCUAUGCUUUGUUGAUGACCCUCCACCAAGCCUGUUUUAAGUCACACUACCAAGGAUUCAUGAAGAAAGAGGAGUUAGUGGCUGCUGCUCAGCCAUUAUGUGACGUAUCUCUGUCAAAGCCAGACCAUGUUGGCUCUUACUACACGGGCUGGUCAGCCAUGAAGACUCUUACCAAGAAGGGCCUUGUUCUUCGCCAGAGUCACCCUCCUAGGUUCAGCAUAACUGAGGAAGGGAAAACUUUGGCACUCAAGUUAGAAAGAGCAGAAAACAGUAAUGAUCAGAUGGAGUGUGUUGAUCCAUCAGCAGCCACCUCACUGGACAUAAAGGAAGCUGAGGAAAGAUCCUGCAUCCACUCCAUUUGUACCCACACCCUUUCUUCAUCCAGUGAUGGUGAUGAUGAAGUGGAAGAGGUAAACGGCUCUCCUUCCUGCAGCACAAUGUCCUUAGCUUGGUCACCUCAGUCACAUUCUAAAGAGAAAGUGGAGGACAAGAAUGCUUGUGGGCCUAGAGGACAUUCAGCAGUUAAAUCACUUUCCUCUCCUUCAGAUUUGAUAAAGUUUAGCUAUGUGACAAUCAUGGGCAUGGAGACCCCUCUCAAGGACAAUGCAGCAGUCACUGUGGAGGAAGAUGGCUUUCUAGGGUUCCUGAUUAAGUGCAUUGCCUCAGAUUUGCAAGAAUCUGGUCUUCACUACCGAAUGGACCAUACCAGGACUGCUCCUGCAGGCUUUAUUUAUGUCUUCCUGUCUAAUGAGUGUGCCCCAAGCCAGUGUGUUGGACUGAACAAGGUUGCUGCCCAGUCGCAAGUAUCCCCACCAUCAGUAACUAUCUCCAAGCCAGCCAGAACCAAAUCUCUUUCUCAGCACACAUCAGGUUCAGAAGCUACAGAUGCCUCAUCACUUAAGGCAAGAACAGCUCAAUCCCAGACAGAGAACAAGAAAAAAGUACUUCCCUGCAUUUCAAGUGUUCCUGCUUCUUCUGCAUCACUUUGCAUGCCAUUCACCCUUCUGCCUGGAAGCUUUGAAGUCAUCCUCUGUAUUGAUAAUGCUGAAACCAGUGGAAAAUCAGCAGGAGUACAGCCUAGCAACAAGGACAUCAUUUUAUCUGAGCUCAAAAGAAAUGGUGUGAAGUACAGCAUUCGGAAGCUUCAUGUAGGGGACUACCUUUGGGUUUGCCAGGAGAAUCAGGGAACAUUGUCCACAGACCUGGGAGUCUCUGCAAAGCAGGAAACAAGAGAACUGGUGUUGCCAGUGGUAGUGGAAAGAAAGAGAAUGGAUGAUCUUGCUGCCAGCAUCAAGGAUGGACGUUUCAGGGAACAGAAGUUCCGUCUCAGGCAGUGUGGUCUGAGUCAUCCUGUUUACCUGGUGGAAGAACAUCAAGGCUCUGUAGCUGCUGGUCACAGCUUGCCAGAGAUGACCUGCCUGCAGGCUAUAGUCAACACUCAGAUCAUCAAUGAGUUCACUGUGAAAGUGGUAAAAGGCCAGAGAGAAUCAGCUGCUUACCUUACCAUCAUGACUCGUUAUCUCCAGAGCAAGUACCAGAACCAGUGUGUCAGGUCAGCUCAGCUUCAAGAUAUUGAUGGAAGUCAGACUGACAUCUCUUCUGUAAUUGAGACUUGCUUGUUGCCAUUUACUGAAUUUAAUACAGCUUCAAUGAAAAACCAGCAGCUGACUGUAAAGGAGAUGUUUGCCAAGCACCUUCUUCAGCUCCAUGGUGUUAGUGCUGACAAGGCUCGAGCAGUAGUUGACAAGUAUGAAACACCAAACCAGUUGUUGGCUGCAUAUGAGGAAGAAGGUAGCAUUGGAGCCAAGAAGUUGUUAGCUGACUUGAAGUGGGGCAAGACUAGCAGAAAUCUUGGUCAGGUGCUCAGUGCCAACAUUGCCAGCUUAUACACAUCAAACGUUUUGCACUGAUUGUGAUAGUGGCUCCAAGUCUAUACAUGGAUAAGUGUACCAAGACUGUCUCUUCCUAAAAGGAUGGUAACUAAGAUAAUCCCCCUGAUGGAGAAAAGAAAGUACUCCUGUCAUCAUUUUACAGGGAUCAACUACACAGCUUGAACAGUUUGUAGCUUCAAGUUGUUAGUAAAAUAUAAUAAAUUUUGUAUUUUUACCUUGUUUAAUAAUACAAUGUUGAAGGUUCCUAAUAAAAGCAUAUAGCUA
Portunus trituberculatus (swimming crab) is the source of this 3414-nucleotide messenger RNA. It is a transcript of the gene mus81, whose product is annotated as crossover junction endonuclease MUS81-like. The record is from RefSeq and is a predicted model, not a curated record. Gene Ontology annotation, biological process: resolution of meiotic recombination intermediates; mitotic intra-S DNA damage checkpoint signaling; DNA catabolic process. The transcript has 15 exons. Gene Ontology annotation, cellular component: nucleus; Holliday junction resolvase complex. The coding region runs from base 805 to 3168 and encodes 787 amino acids. NCBI's taxonomy places the organism in Eukaryota, Metazoa, Arthropoda, Malacostraca, Decapoda, Portunidae. Gene Ontology annotation, molecular function: 3'-flap endonuclease activity; DNA binding; crossover junction DNA endonuclease activity.